This is a messenger RNA of Pimephales promelas (fathead minnow), 652 nucleotides long. NCBI's taxonomy places the organism in Eukaryota, Metazoa, Chordata, Actinopteri, Cypriniformes, Leuciscidae. The record is from RefSeq and is a predicted model, not a curated record.
AUGUGUACUUAUCUUAUUGAAAGAUUGAAAGAAGGACUGAAGACGCUAGGGGUCCUGAAUGCUCUAGAGGUGCACUCUUCAUCUAUGGAGGAACUGUUUUGUGGUGGAGCACCCCCCUUGUUGGCUGCCUCCUUGCUUGACCUCUUCACAAUUGAGUAUUCUCAAAGAGGAAGCAGUAGGAGGGCUCUGGAGGAGGUCACAAUUGGCUACUGGCGGGACUGGAUAAUUCAAGUUGAAGAUGGAGAUGCAGCAGUGGAGCUAGAAGGUGGAGAAAAAAUUGAAAUCACCCUAGAAGAUGUGCUUGUGUUUGCUUCUGGGGCAUCUGCCAUACCUCCAUUUGGAUUUGUAGAGAAUCCUACCAUUACAUUCCUUCACGAGGACCUGAAUGGCAACCGGCGGAUGUUCCCAGAAGCAAACACUUGUGCUAUUACCCUGAAGUUGCCCAUUGGGCAUGAGUAUGAAGACUUUUGUCAUUUUAUGACGUCUGGAAUAAUACAGUCUCCUGUGUUUGGGGUAGCCUAAAAAACCCACUCUGGCAUGGCUGAUCGUUCCCCAGCUGGCCCGAUGUUGCUGUUGUUUUUAUUAUUAUUUUUUUCUCUCCAUUGUUUAUACUUCUUUAUAUUGUGUAUUGUUUGCUUAUGCUAAAAUUGUG